Messenger RNA from Mya arenaria, 978 nucleotides. RefSeq lists its product as uncharacterized. The coding region runs from base 1 to 978 and encodes 325 amino acids. The transcript has a single exon. Lineage: Eukaryota; Metazoa; Mollusca; Bivalvia; Myida; Myidae. The record is from RefSeq and is a predicted model, not a curated record.
AUGGCUGACAACGUUCCACAACCCAUUCAAAAAAAAUUGGCGGAUGUUUUUGGAAAUGAACCAGAUAACUUCGCCAGGGCUCUGUUUUUCCUGCUUUAUUGCGAAAAUACAAGGAAAAAAACAAAUAUCCGAUCUCUUCAAGCGCUCCUUGGCGAUGAUAGGUUGUUUAAAAGUCAAGCACUGCGUCUUGUGAAAGAAACCAAGGAAGAAGACAAGGAUUCAGAGUUAAGACAAAAUAUGCAUGAAAUAUGGAGCAAUUACAUGAGAGAUGACAGAGAAUUUGUAACAAAUAGUGAUCAGAAAUGGAAUCGUGUAAAACCUCGCACCAGCAUUGCAUGUACUAAGCAAGCUUGCUUCCGAAACGCGGUCAAACGUCUUUCUAAACCACAGUUUAACGUCUUACAGACACAUCUUCAAAAUUUAAGCGCUUCAGAUAGACUGCAAAAUGCAGUUGCAAUAGCGAUUGGCGGAAGCUCUGUUGUGAUAGUUGGCUUGGUUGCUUGUACCCUUGCUUUUGGUGUCAUAAAAAAUAUAAAGCGUUGGUGGAAAGAUGAAAUUACAGGAAUUAGAUGCGUUAAAAAUAUAAUGGAUUUUGGCUUAUCAGUUGCAGCUGGAGUUAUUGGUGGCAUAGGAGGCGAAUUGGUUGGUUUGGGCAUUGGUGGUGCGAUCGCUGGCCCUGUCGGUGGAGUUAUUGGGGCUAUAGCAGGGGCUGUCGUAGGUUUUGUAUAUGCUUCAAAACAAGCUCACGAGUUGGCCGACCGUUUAACACAAUGGGCCUUCGGUCUCCCGAAAUCUGAGGCUCUGGAAAAUGCGUACCGUUUUCUGGGAUUGCCUUUAUCAAGCUCUAACGGGGAAAUAAACACAAAAUAUCGAAUGCUUGCUUUGCAGUAUCAUCCUGACAAAGGUGGCGACAAGAACAAAUGGACACAACUUCAGUACUCAUUGGCUUUGAUACGCGAAGCUAGGGGAGAAACCUAA